This is a messenger RNA of Meleagris gallopavo (turkey), 2895 nucleotides long. RefSeq names its product solute carrier family 15 member 1 (gene SLC15A1). Gene Ontology annotation, cellular component: membrane. Gene Ontology annotation, biological process: transmembrane transport; oligopeptide transport. NCBI's taxonomy places the organism in Eukaryota, Metazoa, Chordata, Aves, Galliformes, Phasianidae. The record is from RefSeq and is marked provisional. Gene Ontology annotation, molecular function: oligopeptide transmembrane transporter activity.
CCGCUCUCUGUCCGUCCCUCGGUCCCUCCGUCCCCGCGCGGCCACCAGCAGCGCGCCGGCCCCAUGGCUGCAAAAAGUAAGAGUAAGGGCUCAUCAGUGCCGAACUGCUUUGGCUAUCCCUUGAGCAUCUUCUUCAUCGUCAUCAAUGAGUUCUGCGAGAGGUUCUCCUAUUAUGGCAUGCGAGCUGUGCUCGUAUUGUAUUUCAAGUACUUCCUGCGGUGGGAUGACAACCUUUCUACAGCCAUCUACCACACGUUUGUUGCUCUGUGCUACUUGACGCCCAUCUUGGGAGCGCUCAUUGCAGACUCUUGGCUGGGAAAGUUUAAGACCAUUGUCUCCCUGUCCAUUGUCUAUACAAUUGGGCAGGCAGUCAUGGCUAUAAGCUCCAUAAACGACAUGACAGAUCAAAACAGAGAUGGCAAUCCUGAUAAUAUUGCGGUGCACAUUGCCCUGUCUGUGACUGGCUUGAUUCUCAUUGCACUUGGAACUGGUGGAAUCAAACCUUGUGUGUCAGCAUUUGGUGGGGAUCAGUUUGAAGAACAUCAGGAGAAACAAAGAAGUAGAUUCUUCUCUAUCUUUUAUUUGUCCAUUAAUGCUGGAAGUCUCAUAUCCACUGUAAUCACCCCAAUUCUCAGAGCUCAAGAAUGUGGCAUUCACAGCAGACAGCAGUGCUACCCGCUGGCAUUUGGAGUUCCUGCUGCCCUCAUGGCUGUUUCAUUAAUUGUAUUCAUAGCUGGAAGUGGAAUGUACAAAAAAGUUCAGCCACAAGGCAAUAUAAUGGUCCGAGUUUGUAAAUGCAUUGGAUUUGCCAUUAAAAACAGGUUUCGGCAUCGCAGCAAAGAGUAUCCAAAAAGAGAACACUGGCUAGACUGGGCAAGCGAGAAGUAUGAUAAACGACUAAUUGCUCAGACCAAGAUGGUGUUGAAGGUGCUUUUCCUUUACAUCCCUCUCCCCAUGUUCUGGGCACUUUUUGACCAGCAGGGAUCGAGAUGGACACUGCAAGCCACAACAAUGGAUGGGGACUUUGGAGCUCUUCAGAUUCAGCCAGACCAAAUGCAGACUGUCAAUCCAAUCCUGAUUAUAAUAAUGGUCCCAGUUGUGGAUGCUGUGAUUUAUCCUUUAAUCCAGAAAUGCAAGAUCAAUUUUACGCCCCUGAGGAAGAUCACUGUUGGCAUGUUCCUUGCUGGCCUGGCUUUCAUUGCUGCUGCCCUUGUGCAAGUGCAAAUAGAUAAAACUCUUCCAGUUUUCCCUGCAGCUGGACAGGCCCAAAUCAGAAUAAUAAAUCUAGGUAAUAGCAAUGCAAAUGUUACAUUUCUGCCUGAUCUUCAGAACGUGACUGUUCUUCCUAUGGAGUCGACAAACUACAGGAUAUUUGAGACUUCUCAGUUAAAAUCUGUAAUCAUAAACUUUGGGAGUGAGAAUAGAAGUGAAAGUAUCGACUCAACAAGCAGCAACACGCAUACUGUCACCAUUAAGAAUGCAGCAACAGGCAUUGUUUCUAGCUUGCGGUCGGAUAAUUUCACAUCAAAACCAGAAGAAGGAAAGAAUCUAAUCAGGUUUGUAAAUAAUUUGCCUCAGACAGUCAACAUCACUAUGGGUGACACGGAUUUUGGAAUACUGGAAGAGACAAGUAUCAGUAAUUACACCCUUUUUUCAGGAGGAAGAACAGAUGAUAUAGUAAUUGUUGCAGAUUCAACUAAUUGCACAGUAACUUCAGAGGCAUUAGGAUAUGGUGGUGCUUAUACAAUCAUAAUUAAUGAGUGUUCUGAAGACGUGACUCAAUUAAGAUACAUUGAAGAUAUCCAACCCAAUACAGUCCAUAUGGCUUGGCAGAUCCCUCAGUAUUUCUUACUCACAUGUGGAGAAGUAGUCUUCUCUGUCACUGGGCUGGAAUUUUCAUACUCACAGGCACCAUCUAAUAUGAAGUCAGUGCUGCAGGCAGGAUGGCUGCUAACAGUGGCUUUUGGUAACAUAAUUGUCCUGAUUGUGGCUGGAGCAUCCAAACUCAGUGAGCAGUGGGCAGAGUAUGUUCUCUUUGCUGCCUUGCUGUUUGCAGUUUGCAUUAUUUUUGCUGUCAUGGCGUAUUUUUAUACGUAUAUUGAUCCAAAUGAGGUUGAAGCCCAACUUGAUGAGGAAGAAAAGAAAAAACAAAUAAAACAGGAUCCAGACUUGUACGGAAAAGAAUCUGAAGCUGACUCUCGGAUGUAGAAGGUGUAUUCAAGAGCAUUUGUAAAUCAUGGUAGCCUGUUAACUCUCCCUGCAAUAACAGGAAUCGGGGUAUUGCUGACAUCACUGGGUAAUAUACCUCAUGGGAGAGGCUAAGAAAAGCUGUUCUGACUUAGCAUACAGCCUCUUGGGAAGAAGAUGAAAUGAUUAAUCUCUUGUACAGAAGAUGGCAUCCUGAGGAAACUCCUGCAGAAUUUGCACUCUUAAAAUGUACCUCAAGCUUAAUACCAUAGCAUUAAAAUAUUGAAAUUGCACUUGGCACUAUUAGACACUCUAAAAAGAUGUAUUUUUAUACUGUAUUUCAAUUUUAUAAUGUGGAGGGGAGGGGAAAAAGGUGUUGCCAAGAAAUAGUAAUUGAAGCCAAACUGUCUGCACGACCCUUCUAGCCUCACUGUUACUUGAAAGCAGGUCACAUAUGCCUUAAAUUCUUUUAUAUGUCCUUAAGGAUAAUGGGAAAAAAGCUCUUGGAUUUCUCAGAUUAAAGUGUCUAUGCUCUACCUAGCAGUAACUUGGAAAUGCACUGUGAUGUGCUUUCUGUGCCUAUUAUUAACUGUCCGUUGGUAUGUCCUUAAUUAAUUGUGUUAAUGGGGUGUCCACUGAGGUGAACAGACAAUGGCAAAUUAUAUUUUGAAUAACCAACAAGAAUAAAACUUGUGUUGUAACAAAUUA